Molecule: messenger RNA, 2615 nt
Organism: Acomys russatus (golden spiny mouse)
Lineage: Eukaryota; Metazoa; Chordata; Mammalia; Rodentia; Muridae
Gene: Ttll10
Product: tubulin tyrosine ligase like 10
Exons: 13
Coding region: 280-2313 (677 amino acids)
Biological process (GO): protein modification process
Source: RefSeq, a predicted model, not a curated record
GCGCUGCUUUGGAGGCACCAGUCCUUCAGACAAUGUCAGCACCUUUCCAGAGCCCCGUGUUGCGAAAUUCGUGUCUGGGGAAAACUUCAGCGGAGCACUGAUGUGGUCAUUUUCUUGGCCAUCUUCUUCAGGCUUAAAAAACGCGUCUCCUGCCCAUUGUACCGGGCUGUGCUGUCCUGCAGGUCUUUUUAUGUGACCAGCAGACACAGAGGCCACACUCGUCGAGGCCAGAAGGUUCUUGGCCGAAGAAGACUCAGCCGGCAGAGACGGCAUGCAAAGAUGGCUUUGCACCUACGGGCCGGAAGGCCUCAUGACCAUCACAAAGAUGGAAAUGAGACACAAGCUGAAGCCACGGCCCAGGACACAGGGAGGCGUACUUCCCCAGGCAGGGUGGGUCUAGGUGUCUGCCCUACCCAAGGGCUGGGAUCUCGGGCUGCUCGAAGACCCCGAAGGGGUGUAGGGACUACAUCUGCCUCAAGGGUUCCUCGCCCUGGUGCCUUCAUGCCUGCAACAUGCAGCCGUAAAAUAUUCAUCCACUGCCGGGGUCAGCCCCCUCGGACCCAUGUCGGCUCCAAGAGACCCAAACGGUCCAGGAUCCGUCGAUGCCACACUCGGGUACCAGGCUGGACCCAUGAGAAACGGAUGGGGAGCAGUAUCAAGGAGGGGCUCCGACCUGUGCUAAGUCGGCUGGACCAAGAUGCAGACCUCCUGGAGGAAGAAGAAGCUGCCAGACUCCCAGUGACCUCCCUGGAGGAGUUCUUGCUGGAAGGGGACAAGCAGCCCAGUCCUAGUCAGGGCUCUUUCUUCUACAUCGGAGGCACCAAUGGAGCAUCAAUAAUCAGCAACUACUGUGAGAGCAAGGGCUGGCAACGCACUCAGGACAGCCGCUGUGAAGACUACAAGCUAAAGUGGUGUGAAAUCAAGUGCAGGGAUAACUACUGCAGCUUCCGGGAAGGCCAGCAGUUGCUGUUCCAGCUCCCUAACAACAAGCUGCUUACUACCAAGAUCGGGUUGCUCAGUGCUCUGCGGGAGCAUUCACGCACUUUGAGCAAAGCCAGGCUGCUUCCCAGCACCCAAGCCAAGGUCCUGAAAAUGGAAGAGUUUUUUCCAGAGACUUAUCGGCUGGACAUCAGGGAUGAGAGACAGGCUUUCUUCACUCUAUUUGAUGAAACCCAGAUAUGGAUCUGCAAGCCCACGGCCUCCAACCAGGGAAAGGGCAUCUUUCUGAUCAGGAGCCAGGAGGAGGCUGCUGCCCUGCAGGCCAAGACCCAGAGCAUUGAGGACGACCCCAUCUACCGCAAGAUGCCCUUCCGUGCACCUCAGGCGCGGGUGGUGCAGAGAUAUGUCCAGAACCCGCUGCUGCUCGACGGGAAGAAGUUCGACGUGCGCUCCUACCUGCUCAUUGCCUGUGCCGCGCCCUACAUGGUCUUCUUUGGUCAUGGCUAUGCCCGCCUAACCCUCAGCCUGUAUGAUCUUCAUUCCAGUGACCUCGGUGGUCACUUGACCAAUCAGUUCAUGCAGAAGAAGAGCCCCCUGUACAUGUUACUGAAAGAGGGUACUGUGUGGAGCAUGGAGCACCUCAACCGAUACAUCAAUGACAAGUUUAGGAAGAGCAAGGGCCUCCCCAGAGAUUGGGUCUUCACCACCUUCACGAAGCGGAUGCAGCAGAUCAUGGUGCACUGCUUCCUGGCGGUCAAGUCCAAGCUGGAGUGCAAGCUGGGCUACUUUGACCUCAUUGGCUGUGAUUUCCUGAUUGAUGAGAACUUCAAGGUUUGGCUGCUGGAGAUGAAUUCUAACCCUGCCCUACAUACCAAUUGUGAAGUCCUGAAGGAGGUGAUCCCUGGAGUGGUUAUGGAGACUUUGGACCUGGCGCUUGAGACCUGCCAAAAGAGCUUGCAUUGUCAGAAGAUGCUGCCUCUACUGUCACAGCGCCGCUUUGUGCUCCUUUACAAUGGCGAGACUACGGACUUGUGGCAGCGCAUAGGGGGCUGCUCGCGGCCCCUUGCGCGCCUGCCUCCAACGACGCCUCCCAGGUCCACCUGUGAAGCCGCAUCCUCUGCGCUGUCCUCAGCACGUGCCCCCGCAGACCGGUCUAGCGCACGCAAGCCAGGGCCUUCCAGGGGCACCCCCACAUGCACCUCCCGCAAAUCACGGCUGCCUGACUCCGGCCGUGGCUCCGUAGCGGAGUCCGAACCCUCUGUCUGUUCUGGGUCCCCGGAAGGCUGCAGGGACGCAGCCCGGGAACCCUCCCCGGGACCAUCCGAGGAAGAGCGCGAGGAGGAACAGAGGAGCACCAGCCACCGGGGCUCCUAGCUGCCCCAAGCAUCCAGCGGCCCCACGCGCCGCCGUGCCCUGUCCAGGACCUAUAAAAGCUACUUUGUGACAAAUGCGGCCUCCAGAAGCCGAUCCCACCUGGGCGACCCAAGCCCGUCUGUCUCCGCUCCUCUCCUUGCUCCUUGGUUGACCUUAGGGGAAGGAGGAGGAGCUGCAUGCAGAACGGGAGUGGGUCCUUCAGGAAGGGAAAAACUCCACCGGUCUCUUUCUUUCCCUGGGGUAACCCACCAAAUCCUGAGCCCCUGCUUGCGCCUGUCACUCAUCCUGUAGGACCCUCCUGA